Molecule: messenger RNA, 1272 nt
Organism: Colletotrichum higginsianum IMI 349063
Lineage: Eukaryota; Fungi; Ascomycota; Sordariomycetes; Glomerellales; Glomerellaceae
Product: Zinc carboxypeptidase
Exons: 3
Coding region: 1-1272 (423 amino acids)
Biological process (GO): proteolysis
Molecular function (GO): zinc ion binding; metallocarboxypeptidase activity
Source: RefSeq, a predicted model, not a curated record
AUGAAGUCCCUCGCCAUCCUCUCCGCCAUCGCCGCCACCGCCUCGGCGGCCUCCGUCGCGGCGGGCAGCGCCAAGCGCGUGAGCUACGACGGCACCAAGGUGUUCCGCGUGUCGGUCGGAGACGAGGUCGACCGGAUCAACAGCGUCGUCGACAAGCUGCAGCUGAGCACGUGGAAGGGCGCGCCGAGGGCCGGCGCGCUGGCCGACAUCGUGGUGCCGCCGACCGAGGUGGCCGCCUUCGAGGCCGAGAUCGCCGGCAUGAACGUCACCACCAUGCACGAGGACCUCGGCGCCGCCAUCGCCGACGAGUCGAGCUUCUCGCUCUACGCUGUUGGCUCGGCCGACGCCACAUGGUUCAACUCGUACCACGCCUACGCCGACCACCUCAAGUUCCUCAACGACCUGGUGGCGUCGUACCCCAACAACGCGGCCAUCGUCACGUCGGGCAAGUCGCUGCAGGGCAACACCAUCACGGGCAUCCACAUCCACGGCACCGCCUCCAAGGGCGUUCGGCCGGCCGUCGUCUUCCACAGCACCGUCCACGCGCGCGAGUGGAUCAGCACCAUGGCCAACGAGUACAUCGCCUGGAACCUGCUGAGCAAGUACUCGACCGACGCCGAGAUCCGGGGCUUCGUCGACAAGUACGACUUUUACAUCUUUCCCGUCGUCAACCCUGACGGUUUCAUCUACACGCAGACUACGAACCGUCUGUGGCGCAAGAACCGCCAGACCACCCCCGGCAGCACUUGCAUCGGCCACGACAUCAACCGCAACUGGCCCUUCCAGUGGUCCCUCACCGGCGGCGCCUCGACGAACCCCUGCGACGAGGACUUCAAGGGCGUCACCCAGGGCGACGCCCCCGAGACCGCCGCCCUCUCGGCCUGGCUGGCCCGCACCAAGGCCGCCCAGGGCCUCAAGCUCUUCAUCGACUUCCACGCCUACUCGCAGCUCUUCAUGACCCCCUACGGCUACUCGUGCUCCGCCGUCUCCGCCAAGAACACCGAGCUGCAGAGCCUCGCCCGCGGCGCCGUCGCCGCCAUCAAGGCCGUCCACGGCACCUCGUACCGCUACGGCCCCAUCUGCUCCACCAUCUACAAGGCCACCGGCAGCAGCGUCGACUACGUCAACGACGUCGUCAAGGCCGACUACACCUUCACCCAGGAGCUCCGCGACACGGGCAACUACGGCUUCGUGCUGCCCGCGGCCCAGAUCCUGCCGACGAGCGAGGAGACGUACGCGGGCAUCCGGUAUCUGCUGCAGAACAUGAAGUAG